Lagopus leucura (white-tailed ptarmigan) is the source of this 3632-nucleotide messenger RNA. It is a transcript of the gene TSC22D2, whose product is annotated as TSC22 domain family member 2. The transcript has 4 exons. NCBI's taxonomy places the organism in Eukaryota, Metazoa, Chordata, Aves, Galliformes, Phasianidae. The coding region runs from base 70 to 2433 and encodes 787 amino acids. Gene Ontology annotation, biological process: regulation of transcription by RNA polymerase II. The record is from RefSeq and is a predicted model, not a curated record.
GCCCUGACAGCCCGUGGUGGGCCGCGCUCCCCCGACCUGGCCGGCCCGGCCCCUCCGAGCGGGGGAAGCAUGUCCAAGAUGCCGGCCAAGAAGAAGAGCUGCUUCCAGAUCACCAGCGUGACCACGGCGCAGGUGGCCAGCAGCAUUACCGAGGACACGGAGAGCCUGGAUGACCCGGAUGAGUCCCGCACCGAGGAUGUGUCUUCUGAAAUCUUUGAUGUUUCCCGAGCCACCGACUAUGGCCCCGAGGAUGUCUGUGAGCGGAGCUCCUCUGAAGAAACUCUCAACAACGUGGGUGAGGCUGAAACUCCCAGCAGUGUCUCUCCCAACCUCCUCCUGGAUGGGCAGCUGGCUGCAGCUGCUGGUGGGGGAGCUGCUGUGCCACCAGCAGUGGUCCCAAAUGGGGGGGCCGUGCCCAAGAGCUCUGCCGUGCCCCUGCCAGCUGCCGGUGCUGCCACCGGUGCUCAACCUGCCUUGCCCCCCUCGGGGCCUUCUGCGCCUGCUGCGCCUGGGACAAUGGCUCAGACAGUGGCUGCUGCAUGCAGCUCACGUUUCAGGGUGAUCAAGCUGGAUCACGGAACUGGGGAACCCUACAGGCGAGGACGAUGGACUUGUAUGGAGUAUUAUGACCGGGACUCUGAUGGCAGUACUGUCUUGGGCAGGACUGGAGAUUGCAUUAGGCACAGCAGCACCUUUGAGCAGGCUGCUCAAGAGAGGGACAGUGGGCUCGGUGCCACAGGGGGUUCUGUUGUCGUCUCAGCUGUGCCAGCGUCGGCACAUGGCCCUGAUUCCAUAGCUGACAGUUCCCUUCCUGCUGUGUCACAGCUGCUCCAGACAGAGAAGACAAACCAGGCCUCUCUACAGCAACCUAAUUUUGUCAUUGGGCAACAACAGCAGUCGCAACAACCCAUAGGUGGGGCCAUGCCUCAAAGUACUGCUCAGUCUAUGUUUUCUGGAGCUUCGGUAGCAAAUCAGCAGAUAAUGGUGCCACAGCAAUCACAGCCACAGGUAAAUACGCAGAGCGUUGCGCAGGUUGGACCCAAUGGAAAAGGCAUAGCACCUCCAAAUGUAACGAUGGGCCAGCCAAGCAUUCCUGCGGCACAGCAGCAGGCGCAGCAAGCGAGCGUACCAGUGACUCAGCCUCAACAAUUUACUUAUUCUCAAUCCCAGAUUCCACCGGUGCACCUACUGCCAACGCAACCUUCUGGUCAGUCUGAAUACAUGCAGCACAUGACAAUUAUGCAGCCGCAAGGAGCUAUUCAGCAGGCUCCUGCAGGCUCUGUUCCAAGUACGGCGGCCUCCAACCUGCCUGUGGGACAGGUGGCUGGCCUGAGCCCUUCACCUGGGGGAGCACCGGUGAUGGGGGUGCCAGCGCAGCCAGGUGAAGCAGUUGCACAGGGAUCAGGAAUUAUGCAAAGUGGCCAGACGCAGGCUGGUCAGACUGCUGUCCAGCAGCCAGGAGGUGUGGUGCAGCAAGGAAUUGGGCAUGCAGGGGUUGUGCAACAGAAAUCUGUGACUCAGCAUCAAAUGAGUGGAAGCAGUCAAGUGUCUGGAAUGCCUGGUGCUCCCCAUGCCGUGGUUUCUGGAGUUCAGAACGUGCCUGCAGUUGUGCCCGGUACGAGUGUGCCUAGUGUGUCUACCACUUCUGUUACUAUGCCAAACGUCCCUGUUACUCUGGUUCAGUCACAGCUGCCUAGCCACACUUCUGUCAGCAGAAGUACCGGUGUUGUCCAGCAGCAGCAGCAGCAUGUCGGGCACUCCUUGAUACAAGGUGCACCUAAUGUACCUACAAAUCUGUCACAGUCGAACCUCGGACAGUUUCAGGCUCCUGCUCAAUCUGUAGUAGGCCAGAUUGAUGAUACUAGAAGAAAAUCGGAACCCCUACCUCAGCCACCACUUUCUCUUACAGCUGAAAUUAAACCUCUUGUGAAGCCUCCUGUUGCAGACACUCUAGCAAAUCCUCUUCAGUUACCUGCAAGUACUCCCAUGAACAGUCUUGCCAGCUCUGUGUUUGGCAUAUCUAUUCCUGUUGAUGGCGAUGAAGACAGGAAUCCGUCAACUGCAUUCUACCAAGCGUUCCAUUUCAACAAGUUACGUGAGUCAAAGACCUUCUGGGAUAGUGCGUCUGGUGCAAGUGUUGUUGCCAUUGACAACAAAAUAGAACAGGCAAUGGAUUUGGUGAAAAGCCAUUUGAUGUACGCAGUAAGAGAAGAAGUGGAAGUUCUGAAGGAACAAAUAAAAGAAUUAGUUGAAAGGAACUCUUUACUUGAACGAGAGAACGCACUGUUGAAGUCUCUUUCAAACAACGAUCAGUUAUCCCAACUUUCAGCCCAACAGGCCAACCCCAGUAGCACUUUGCAGGCGCAGGCGGUGACAGCGCAGCCUGCACAGCCAGCACAGCCUCCGCAGCAGCCGAAUGUCUCCUCAGCGUAAAGCUUUCCUGCCUCGUUUCAAAGCAGAAAACCUGAGAGCAGUCUGUCCUCGUGUGCCACUGAUGUUCUUUCCACUUUAUAUGAAAGCGAGUAGCCAUGCUUCUGUCGCGUGUUUGGCCUUCUCAGUAUUAGACAAUCAUCCCACAGGAGCUUUCCCUGCCUGACGCGGGGCAGAGCGCCGCUGGGCUCCGUUCUGCCGUCGGGCGCAGGGAGCUGAUGGCGGAGCUGCUCUGCGCGGCCGGGCUGCUGUGGAGGUGCGGCAGCUCCGCGGGGCUCCGUCGCUGUCGUGAGAAGCAUCGAUUCCCCGAGAGCCACUGUCCUUUCCAUAUAAGUAACAUUUGCCUACAUUAGUUUCAUUUAUGUUGUUUUAUUUAUUACAGGGCUGCUAUUUUCAUAAUGUUCAUGAACAAUGUCACAGAACUUUUUUUAAUUUUUUGAUAAAUGUGUGUAUCGGUAAAACGAUAGAUGGGAUUGCGUUAAUAGGUAAAAUGUGUGGGCAAUAAUUGAACAAAAGGAUCCUGGCAUAUCUCUAACACUAAUGGCAAUUCACCUUGGGUAUUUAUUUACGGUAGUGAAGAUCCAGCUGGAAUGUAAAUUUUGUAUAGAGUGUAAGUAUGAAGAGCAUAGUGCAUCUGUACAGGUAGUCACCAGUCCUUGUGAUAUAAUAAAUAAUGGAUGGGCUAUUUUGAUGAAGAAAACUUUGCUCAUUUCUGUUUCUACUUUCUGAUAGAGAGAAAUUGCCACGAUUCCUCCGCUUUUUGACAUUUCGUAUAAUUUUUUUUUUUUUUUUUGGGUGGGAAUAAAAAGCUGUGAAAUUGUUCAACCUCCUUUGUAACCAAAGAAGCAAAGCUGUGUAAUUGAGUUGUUUUUUUUUAUUUUAUAAUGCACAUUCUUUAUGUAUUUUUAUUUAGUGUUUCCUCAUUCACACCUUUCUUUGCUGUCUAGCAUGAUCUGCAUGACCUAUAAUCUUCGAACCACUUUCGUACCUCAUGUUUUUAUCCAGCACUCUUAUCGUAACGUGUAUCAGUCUGUGAACAGCGUCAAAGAAAGAGAGAAGAGCCGCGUGCGCUGCGCUCGGGUGGUGGCGGUGAAGUGAGCCAUCUUUUGUUCAUUUAAAAUGGUGUUUUGAAUUUCGUAUGCAGGAAACGUUUUGUUACAUUGCAGAUUUUAAUGUAUUUAAUAAAUGCAACAUGCAGAUUA